This is a messenger RNA of Arachis stenosperma, 1505 nucleotides long. Its product is annotated as F-box/kelch-repeat protein SKIP4. Lineage: Eukaryota; Viridiplantae; Streptophyta; Magnoliopsida; Fabales; Fabaceae. Gene Ontology annotation, molecular function: protein binding. The transcript has 3 exons. The coding region runs from base 237 to 1322 and encodes 361 amino acids. The record is from RefSeq and is a predicted model, not a curated record.
AAGAAAAUCAGCCAAACAUUUUAGUUUAUUUAUUUAUAGUUUCUUUCUCUGCUUAAAAAAAAAAAAAAGUAAGAAACUUCCAAUUAUCCAAUCUAUGGUGGUUGAAGAAAGUAAGAAACUAUAAAUGUCUCUCGGAAUUGCUUGCGUGGAAAUUGUUGUCGUGUUUUUGUUAUGCACUUUUCUGAGACGAAUCCCUAGCUCCCUUCCGGUCCUCUGCAUUAAUUCCAGUGGAGCAUAUGGAUGAUAGUAAAGAAUCAUUAACUGAUGCCAAUGAAGCAGAAGCCACUACUUCAACGCUCAUUGCUGGUCUUCCAGAUGACAUAUCUCUUUGCUGCUUGGCACGAAUUCCUAGAAAACAUCAUUCAGUCCUGAAGUGUGUCUCAAAGAGAUGGAGGGACUUAGUUUGCAGUGAAGAGUGGUAUCAAUAUCGCCGAAAGCACAAACUUGAUGAGACCUGGAUCUAUGCUUUGUGCAGGGGUGAAUUAGAAGAUCAGAUUUGCUGCUAUGUUUUGGAUCCAAACUCAUCAAGAAGAUCUUGGAAGCUUAUUCCGGGGCUUCCGCCUCGCAUGUUGAAGAGAAAAGGCAUGGGAUUUGAAGCUUUAGGAAAUAAACUAUUCUUAUUUGGAGGUUGUGGGUGGUCUGAAGAUGCUACUGAUGAGGCCUAUUCUUAUGAUGCUUCCACAAACACUUGGGUUGAAGCUGCUUCCUUGUCAACUGCUAGGUGCUACUUUGCUUCUGAAGUUUUAGGUGAGAAGUUAUAUGCCAUUGGAGGAAUAGGUUCAAAUUCAAGUGAUCCUCAUUCUUGGGAUACUUUUGACCCUUGCACAAAUACUUGGAUAUCUCAUAGAGAUCCCAAUAUUGUUCCCGAAAUAGAAGAUUCUGUAGUGAUGGAUGGGAAGAUAUACAUCCGGUGCGGCAAAUCUCCGGUAACUCACCGCGUGUAUGGCGUUGUAUAUGAUCCGUCAAAUGGCACAUGGCAGCAUGCUGAUACUGAGCUGGUAUCAGGAUGGAGCGGUCCUGCAGUUGUUGUUGAUGGAGUCCUUUAUGUUUUGGAUGAGAGUUCAGGAACGCGAUUAAUGAUGUGGCAUAAGGAGAGGCAGGAAUGGUUGCCCGUUGGAAGAUUUUCGCCGCUGCUUACAAGGCCUCCGUGCCGGGUUGUUGCAGUCGGUAAGACCAUCUUCGUUGUUGGCAGAGGACUUAGCACUGUGGUUGUUGAUGUUGGUGAUUUGGGAAAUAUUGGAAAGAGGGUUAUGAUUGGUUCUUCCAUUCCAAAAUUAAUGUCUGCUUCCAAUGUAAUUAGCUGUAAAUGCUUGGCAAUAUGAAGAAAGAAUGAGAUUCUUUUCAACAGUUAAUCAUUGUUAGUGAAGUUAAAGUAAAGCACAUGUAUUAAUGGUGCAUAAUUCUGAAUGUAUGUGUUUGUAUUCAAGUGUGUACCUUUGUUGAACAACAUUGCAUGUUGUAACAAAAAAGAUGUAUGUAUUAUAGAGUAUGCUUUUAUCUGCUUC